CAAGCUCUUAUGUUUGUUGUUCAUCCCCAAAAAAGCUUAAUAAAAAAAUAAUCGUUUCUCUGUGAAGAAGACGACGACGGAAGAGGAGACCUAGCUUAGCCGACGAUUUCUUUAUUAAUUUUCUUAGUCUGAGAUUUCUCCGGCGACGAGACCUAGAUUCAUCGAUCUCUCGUUCUUGUGGCUUUUAAAUCGUCUAAGACUUUAAGACGCUGGAUUUAAAAUCCGAGAAGAGUCGUUUGAUAAUAACCGGAUUUGAUUCGAGCGGUAGAUAGUGAAAAUACGGCGGAGGAGUUGAUCGGAUCUCGGUGGUGGUGUGAUUCUGUAUAUUGAGUGAGGAGGAGGAGGAGAAUAUAAAGUAGGUGGACUCAGGUAUAUGAAAACCCUAAGUUCUUUGAUUACUACUGCUCUUUGUUUUUGGUUCAAUGAAGGAGAGAUCUGUUUGCUUAUGGACGUCAAUGUCGGCUGCGAUACGCUUCGAAUCUUCUUUUGGCCAUGGAAGAUCCCUUAGGUUCCUGCAAUUUCUUGGGAGAACGAAUUCUUUUUACCUCAGGAACUUAGUGGACAUGAGCCUUUACCCUUCUGAUUUGGCUCGUCUAUAUACGACCUUAUAUGAUAGAAUUAGGACACGAUGAUACUCUGAUUUCGAUGUGGUUCAAGUUUUUGGGGGGGGGGGGGAUGACAAUAAAGUCUAAUGGAUCUUUGGCAUCACACGGCCAUUCAAGUUUUUCCAGAAUCUUCGAUAUGGCCAAGGGCUUGCCUACAGUGAUCUGGAGUCGGAUUUUAUCGGACUAAAAACAUGAAUAAAUGUUUGUUUUGUAUGCUUUUAAUGCCAAAAAAAAAACGCUUGUGGAGGUUUUUUUCAGACUUAUAGCGCAAUCUGUCUUAAGGUGAGGUAAGUGUUUAUAAAAUAAAAAUCAAGUUUUGUGGGAGUGGAUGAGAGUGUAUUGAAGCAUGACAAGCAAUAACGGUGCAGAGCUUCCUUGGAAAAAGGUGGCUAAAGGUAGCAGAAGUUUAACAAGGCGUAGCAAGAAACCAGUUGUACGUGUUCCAGCCUCAGGUAUUGAGGCAGAAGCCAAGAGUUCAACAGCCACUGUGGCAGGAAAACCAAAGCCUGAAAAGCUUGGCGUUUCUGUUCUAGGUCAGCAUUUCGCUGAAAGAGUAGAGCAUGUUCCGAUAAAGAAACGGAGAUUUAUUGUUCGCUCUCCGUCACCAUCAAAGAGGCCUUCUACUCAACGUGAAGGCUCAGAACAUAAGGCGCAGAUCAACCAUGCUUUGCCUGUUUCGAGAUUAAACCCUAAUUUAAUUUCAGACGUCCGUGAUGAAAAGCCUGAUUGUAGUGAUCAUGACUUUUCUGGUAUCAAGAUACUUGCUGAUGCUGCUUGCAGUGCUGACGUGAGUAAUGAUUUUGCACCAGCUGUAGACUGCCUGCCUGCUGAAGAAUCUGUUGUUCAGCAACAAGAUACAUUGACCAUAUCAACUCAUGUUGAAGGUAACGAUUCAUCAGCUGGUACUGCUGAUGUCUCGCAUACCGCGGUUGAUUCCGGUGAUCAGACUGGGCAAGGCAAGAGCAAUAUUGUAGCGCCUCAGAAAUAUCCUCUAACAAAUUUGUGCAAAGAGUUGGCUGAUGAGCAGAGUGUAGAGCACAGCAGAGUGACCUCUGGAGGGAUGAUAGCACCUAAAAAAACUAGCAUUGCUCUUUCAAAUGAAUCCUCAACAGAAAGACCGAAAGCUAAUGUAGAAGCAGGUGAAAGUGAAACUUUAGCACCUGAUAGUGGAGCUGUAACGGUGUCAGAGAAAUCAUCAGCCGUUGAGCCAACUGAAAAGAACAAUGAAGGCCUUAAAGAUGUUAAAUUCCACUGGGAUUUAAAUUUUCCUUGUGAUGUAGAAGAUGAAGCCUCUGGAAGAGAUCUAGAGGGAGAAAUCACAGAGUCUAUUGCCCCUAAAGAGAGCGAACGUUUUGAUGGAAGUAAGGACAGUAUGGAUGGGGUAAUUGCAUCAGAUGAACAUACAAAAUUUUCAUCACCAUCUGGGCCUAAUACUGAAGCAGCUGCUACAAAUGACAAGGAGUGCCAAUCUGGUUAUGACUCCCAGUUUGAGGAUGGAGAGUUGAGGGAACCAUACCCUUGGGAAGAAAUUGGAGAGGUUGAACAGUUGGAUUACGGGUCUGAGCCAGAGAAUGAGAGAUUCUACUCUAUGGAUUCUGAGAAGGGAAUCUUGGCAGACAAGAAUUUCAGACAUGUUAAGUGUGAAUCUGGUGAUGCACUGAGAAUUGGGCAGGCUAAUGAAGCGAGUGACAUAGAGAAGCAAGUUGUUGUAAACAUGAGCGAUUCACAUCCUAAGAAGGGCUCUUCUUCUCCUUCAAGGAGUUUUGGUUCAAAACCAUACAAGGAGGUGCCUUCACAUGAUGCCAUCCAGAGGAGAAGGCCUGAUACUUAUGAAGAGGUGAGCACGGGUCCAGAUAGGUUUGCUGGGAGAGACGACAGGUCAGGGAUGCGUAUGCGUAAUAAGAGUCCUCGGAGAGGGUAUUUUAAUGGUUGGGAUUCCAAACGACGCUUCUCCCCACCUAAUUACAAAGAUGGUUCCUAUGGUUCCGGGCGUCCAUGGCCUAAAAGAAUGGCAGAUGAUCGAGGUAUGAUGAACAACGGCUUUGAUGAAUCAGGGUCAGGACCAGGACCAGAACCAGAUGGUUAUGUACGUAGGCAAUUCUCAAAUGGUGGAUACAGAGGUCGGUUUAAGAGAUUCCCAGAUGGUGGGGAUCGUAAAUUCAGGGGCCCACACAGUGAUACCAACCAAUUUCCUGGUCGGAUGCAGAACCGGAUGAGUGGUAAUAGGAGAGAGAGAGGUGGCUCUCCGGUCCUGAGGAGAUUGCACUACCCGCAAUCAGAGUCAAGAUCCAGAAGCCGUUCUCCAGUCUCGUGGAAUAGCCGUAACAGAUCAUCUCCUCCUCCUCCAGGUGGGUUAAGAGCAGAUGAGAGGACGACGGAAAGAGUGAGGUUGCCUUUCCAGAAACGGUUUCCUGCAGAUCAGGAGAUGGGUUACAUGUCACCUCCGAGAAACAGAAUGUCGUCGCCGAGGUUCUUUGAAGGGAGGAAUAAUGAUACUGGAGAGAAUCAUAAUAGCUUCAGGGAAAGGAAGUUCCGGCCUGGACAGAGAUUUGAUGUCGGAAAUUCUGGAGACAAUGAUGAUGCUGGAGAGAAUCAUAAUAGCUUCAGGGAAAGGAAGUUCCGGCCUGGACAGAGAUUUGAUGUCGGACAUUCUAUGAGAAGACCGAAUUCUGACAACAACAACUUGAGACCAUUUAUUCGGAACAGAAGAUUUGAAGGCGCGGAAGAGAACACUGGUCGGAACAGGUUUGAGAUGGCUCAGCAGCGGAGGACUCGGCGGUCUGAGGCCACAGAAGAGGGAGGUGAUGAUAUUCGACGGUUCAAGUUUAAUGAAGAACAACCAGUGGUGGUAGCCAACAACGACAACAACAACAAAGAGUCAUGAUAACAGAUAACGUAAGAGACUCAUUUUUGGUUUUUUCCAAUAGAAUCUCUCUUAUGUUAGUUUAGUUUUGUUUGUUAUGUUUGUUAUCGUAAUUUUAAGACAUCGGUUUAGGAAGAGGGAAGAAAAAUGCCAUGGCGUCGUCAUCUGUUACUUUUAUGACUCUGCUCUGGUGUUUUUGUUUUCUUCUUUUUUUCUUCUUUUUUUUCAAAUUUCUCAUUUUCUUUCUACAGAGGGUUUUAGGGGUUUCUAGGUUUUAAUAGUUGCUGGUUUCCUUUUCUGGAAAUGAUUUCUAUAUUUGUAGAAAACCAACAAAAUGAAAUCAAAUAUCUUUUUUUUCUUACCA
Arabidopsis lyrata subsp. lyrata is the source of this 3832-nucleotide messenger RNA. RefSeq lists its product as uncharacterized. The transcript is spliced from 4 exons. The record is from RefSeq and is a predicted model, not a curated record. The coding region runs from base 952 to 3489 and encodes 845 amino acids. Lineage: Eukaryota; Viridiplantae; Streptophyta; Magnoliopsida; Brassicales; Brassicaceae.